Teleopsis dalmanni is the source of this 1070-nucleotide messenger RNA. RefSeq names its product valacyclovir hydrolase-like. The record is from RefSeq and is a predicted model, not a curated record. Lineage: Eukaryota; Metazoa; Arthropoda; Insecta; Diptera; Diopsidae. The transcript is spliced from 3 exons. Bases 141 to 989 code for a protein of 282 amino acids.
AAUCAGCUGCCGGCAACAGCAUACAUAUAUCAAUACAUAUGUACGUCAACAGCUGUGUUGAUUGUUGAUUGGUUAACUAUAAAUUAUUAAGUUUUGUAUUAAUCCUUAUAUAAUAAAGUCAAUUUGUUGUUAUCUGAAAAAUGUUUGUUAAUACACUUUCUAAUUUUUUAAAAAUUUCUCGAACACAUUUAAUAAGAAAUAUGCACAAUUCGAUAAAAGAGCAUAAAGUUAAAGUGGGAAAUGUAGACAUCAACAUUGUGGAAGCAGGAAGUGGGAACAAUAGUGUGCUGUUAAUGCCUGGAGCAUUAGGCUCAGCUUGGACAGAUUUUAAACCACAAAUUGAAAAUUUGCCAAAAUUACUUCCUAAUUAUACAAUAAUUGCUUGGGAUCCUCCUGGCUAUGGUAAAUCCAUACCACCAAAAAGAAAUUUUGGACUAGCCUUUUUCCAAGACGAUGCCAAAUGUGCUGUUGAUCUUAUGAAAUCAAUAAAUCGACCAAAGUUUUCAAUAUUAGGGUGGAGUGAUGGCGGCAUAACUGCUCUGAUAAUGGCUGGACGUUAUACAGAAAAUAUUGAAAAAUUAGCUAUAUGGGGAGCUGGUGCAUAUCUUAACAAAGAAGAAGUAAAAGCUCUGCAAAAUAUUCGCGAUGUAAACAAAUGGUCGCCACGAAUGCGUGAACCAAUGGAGCAGGUGUACGGAGCAGAACGUUUUGCCGAACUUUGGGGUGAAUGGACUGAUGCUGCAAUUGAUUUUUACACACAUUGUGAUGGUAAUUUUUGCCGGAGUGAAGUUACAAAAAUCAAAUCACCAACAUUCAUUUUACACGGUAAAAAGGACCCAAUGAUUGCCGCAGAGCACAUCCCUUACUUAAGACAGAGAUUGCCAUUUGCUAAGUAUCAUGAAUUUCCGGAUGGCAAACAUAAUAUACAUUUGCGAUACCCUGAUGAAUUUAAUAAAUUAGUUUCAGAUUUUUUUCUAACAAAAUUAUAGAAAUUUUGAAACGCAUAAUAGAUUUGAAAUGAUCUUGAAUUAUAUAAAAAAUAGCAUUUAUAGAAAUGUGUGAUAAUUGUA